AUGAUGGGCGAGGCGCUCGACUUCGCGGCGAUGGAGCGCUACCGCUUCAAGGACGACGGGCUGGUGACGCGCACGUCCACGGACCAGGAGGAGUGCGAGUCCAGCUGCAGCCUCUUCUUCUUCCCACUGCCGGAGCUGCCGCUGGAGCAGCAGCUCCAGCUGCAGCAGCUGAGCUUCGUCAACACGGACCUCGAGCCUCUGCUGAUGCGCGAGAAGCACAUUGCGUACUUGAAGCGCGGCCUCACUCGCCUGUCAGCGGGCUUCGUGGCGCUGGAUGCAAGCCGCCCGUGGAUUAUCUACUGGAUUCUGCACGCCUUGGAGCUGCUGGACGCACUCCUGGAGGAGGAGAUCGAGCGUGCCAUCGCAACACUGAAGAUGUGCUGGAACGACGAGCGUGGCGGAGGUUUCGGGGGAGGUCCCAAGCAGCUGGGUCAUGCAGCCACCACCUACGCGUCGUGCUUGACGCUCGCUCUGCUCGGAACGCCAGAGGCGUUGGAGACUGUGGACCGUCAAGCGCUCUACCAGUUCUUUCUGUCGAGGAAAGACCCGGUGACCGGCGGCUUCACCGCUCACGAUGGAGGUGAGGUGGACUCUCGGAUGACCUACUGCGUUAUCUGUAUCUCCAGCCUGUUCGGCAUCUUGACAGAUGAGCUGAAGGCGGGUGUGGUGGAUUACGUACUGUCUUGCCAGACGUACGAGGGAGGAUUCGGUGGUGAACCGGGCAACGAGGCCCACGGCGGGUUGGCGUUCUGCUCACUGGCGACGCUUUACAUUUUGGAAGCUCUCGACCAGAUCCGGGACUUGCCGGGACUUCUGCAUUGGCUUGCCAACCGGCAGAUGCCUUUUGAAGGCGGCUACCAGGGACGCACCAACAAGCUCGUGGACGGAUGCUACAGUUUCUGGCAAGGCGCAGUGCCGGCGUUGCUGGCGGACGUUGUGCGGCAGAAGUAUGGCGAGGAUGUGCCGUACCAAUGCCACCAGGAGCAGCUGCAAAAGUACAUCCUGCUUUGCGGACAGGAGAUUUCAGGUGGACUGCGUGACAAGCCCGGAAAGCCUCGCGACCAUUAUCACUCGUGCUAUUGCCUCAGUGGUCUGUCGGUAGCUCAGCAUGGAGAUGGCAAGGGUGAACCGGUCGUGUUUGGAGAUGCUUCCAACCUGGUGGCGCGCACGCACCCAGCGUACAACAUCGGCUACGACAAGGCAAUGAAGGCGAUCGAGUACUUCAAGGCUAAGGGACCCUUCCAGCCUGAGUAAGCCGGGUAGCCACGGGACACGGCACACACGAGGCGUAUAAAGUUUUCCUGGUCAAUGAGCUAUCCAUCAGCCAAGCCAUGGCCUGGGUGGGUAUUUCAAUGUGUG
Phytophthora sojae is the source of this 1359-nucleotide messenger RNA. RefSeq lists its product as hypothetical. The transcript is spliced from 5 exons. Gene Ontology annotation, cellular component: protein farnesyltransferase complex. Lineage: Eukaryota; Oomycota; Peronosporomycetes; Peronosporales; Peronosporaceae. The record is from RefSeq and is a predicted model, not a curated record. Bases 1 to 1254 code for a protein of 417 amino acids. Gene Ontology annotation, biological process: protein farnesylation. Gene Ontology annotation, molecular function: protein farnesyltransferase activity.